This is a messenger RNA of Penicillium atrosanguineum, 2856 nucleotides long. RefSeq lists its product as uncharacterized. The coding region runs from base 1 to 2856 and encodes 951 amino acids. The record is from RefSeq and is a predicted model, not a curated record. Gene Ontology annotation, biological process: translational elongation. Lineage: Eukaryota; Fungi; Ascomycota; Eurotiomycetes; Eurotiales; Aspergillaceae. The transcript has a single exon. Gene Ontology annotation, molecular function: GTP binding; GTPase activity; translation elongation factor activity.
AUGGCAUCUAUCUUCACUUACGACCCAGACCCGCCGCGGGUCUCGUCCCCGUGGUCGACCUCGGGUUCAUCCACUCCACAGGCCAAGCCAGUCAAUGGACGAGGGCUUGCUGUUCGUACGCGUUCCAAUGUUAAAUUGGAUUGCGCCGACGCGGACUUUCUCUCCGACUAUGGAAUUACCAAAUUAGAGCCGGAGCCCCAAGAAGGUCCAACGGAGUACAAGCUUCACUUGCUCCUCCGGCCGCGACGCCCUUACCUAUCCAUGUCAACUGGACAUGUCGUCGCGGGCUCGUACCGUUCUCGUGUGUGCCAUUUACCCUCGUCAAGUUCGCCUUCGCCUUCGCCGUCCCAGGAUGCAACCCCCAAGCCUAUGCAGGCCAAGUCAUCCCAGAGCCGCCAGCAGCGACUGCAAGGGUUGACAACCCAGCUUCUGUGGCGCCUGCAGCAGUCGUCGCCAUUUCACUCGUCAACUACGGCGAAUCUAGUCAUCCCCGUGUUGCCAGAGGCCACUCCGAAAUUAGGCGUGCCUUCGAAACCAGCCCGAUUACUACCUGGUCUGGAGGAGAGCCAAGGUGCUCUCUACGAGAUCGGCGUUGCUGACGAUGGCACUUUUGUGGGUCUGACUCAAGAUGAGCUUGACGAAAGUGUUACCAACCUGCAAGUAAUGGCGGCGAGUCUCGGAUGUAAGGUUGAGAUUCUGCGCCGAGUUCUUGUCGGGAAAUGUGAAUGGGCGGAAGAUUCUCCAUCUGCACCGCUGGACCCAAACAAGAACAACACCGAGAGAUUGUGGGUUGCAGAGGCUUUGGUCUCGCCAGACUUGGAUUUCUAUAACAUGUCCCCGGCACGGACUCGCCAGAGCUCCCUCAACGGCUCUACGGAAGAUGCUGGAACAGAAUCAGCCGUAGAAGAGGACUACUCCCAUACUGAGCAGAUUCGCAUAUCAAUUGCUGGCCCCAGUACUGCAGGGAAAUCAUCUCUGUUAGGCACUCUGACAUCAUCAUCGCUGGACAACGGGAGAGGCAAGAGCCGACUCAGUCUUCUGAAGCAUCGCCAUGAGAUCUCGUCAGGAAUCACCAGCUCAGUCGCCCAAGAACUUAUUGGGUAUACUGAGGAUAUGCCGCCGAAAGUGGUCAAUUAUGCAUCUGGAAAUGUUGCAGCAUGGGACGAUAUUCACGCUGCCUCUACUGGGGGUCGUCUGGCCUUUGUAUCCGACCUUCCAGGCUCUAUCCGCUAUAUGAAAUCUACCUUGCGUGGCCUGGUGAGCUGGGCUCCGCACUAUGUGAUGCUCUGCGUUCCAGCCAACUGCGACGAUCACCUCGCAGAAGCAGAAGCUGGCACAGACCAUGUUGCCGAGAUCGACCUUUGUCUGGCGUACCUGGACCUCUGUCUGAAACUAGAAGUCCCGGUUCUGAUUGUUAUCACUAAAUUGGAUAUUGCAUCACGUACUGGAUUACGGGAGAAUCUCACGAGAGUACUCUCUGCUCUGAAGACGGCCGAACGCAAGCCUGCAAUGUUGCCUGCAUCUCCUGCCGGUGACAAAGUCCUUGACCUGCAACACAUCAGCGCGCUUGAUAGCAAAGAAGUGCAGAAAACCAUCGCGGCGGCAGAUGGUAAAUGGCACCAGACGGUUCCAAUAAUCCUGACUAGUGCCGUCGAUGGCUCGGGCAUCGGGAAACUCCACGCUUUCCUUCGCUACCUCCCCAUUCCCGCUCAGCCACCCCAGAGAGUGCUUCGACUUCCUCAAACACUUCCACUCGCUCACAAAAAGUCAGGAAAUAUGUUCGAUGUGGAUGAAGUCUUCGCCAUCCCACCCUCCAAAGUAUACUCCAUAUCGGCCGACAAGAACAACCAAGAAAGCCGCGGGAUGGUUCUGUGCGGUCUAGUCCGACACGGCUGUAUAUCAAUCGGCGACCAAAUGGUAAUUGGGCCUGUCCUCGUGGACACCUCAGACAGCAAUGAAACUGCCCCCCUCGGCCUCUUAUCACGCAGCAGUGGGCCUGGUCCAUCUAGCGAGUUCCCAGCAUCCCUCAGUCUACCCGGCAAAGACUCGGCCCCAUUACAAGCCAAAUGGCAACGCGUUCGCGUCGUCAGCGUUCGAGAUCUCCGACUCCCUGUCCGCCGUCUCAAAGAAGACCAAGUGGGAACAAUCGGAAUCGAGCUCCUCGCCUCCCCAGAUGACGGUCGCCUCCCACGACUAAGUCGGAUACGCAAGGGCAUGGUCCUAAAAGAGUUCAACUCGCUCCCACCGAACGAACUCACUUUACCACUUCCGCCAACAUUAACAAUGCCUUUCUAUACAGCUUUUACGGCGACCUUUCCAGCUGCCGAAUUCUCAGCAACGAACUCGCCCCCAUUACUUCUCGGGGGGAAUGCAAUCGUCUACAUGGCCAACAUCCGCACAACAGUAAGGGUAGUCAGCAUGGCGCUCGCAGAGACAGAUACCGAGCCUAGUCCACCGCCGUCACCAUCGGAGCCUGAAUUCUUCAGCUUCGAUGGCGAUGGGCCUUCGCCAGGCCGGGAGAAAGUUCAGAGUAAUAAGCCUUGUGGCUCCGUACGCCGUCGUUCAUCAGCUACAGACAUUAGCAAGGUCGUCUCUGAUGCUGCGAGUGUUGCCCCAGGGAACAAGGAAGCGUUCAGGGAGGAUGUGAGGAUUACCUUUGCGCUUGUUACUUCUGUGGAAUGGGUGGAGCUUGGGUCACAGGUUUUGGUUAUGCCGGGAGUGUCUAUGGCGAUUGCGUCGAAUGGGAAUGGGGUUUCAGUGGCAGGCGCGCUUGGGAUUGGGACUGUGGCGAUGUCGGGGUUGGAAGGGUUUGUUGGGAGGGUUUGUGAUGUUCUUCCUGGGAGAGGUGAGGGUUGA